Messenger RNA from Archocentrus centrarchus (flier cichlid), 1275 nucleotides. RefSeq lists its product as uncharacterized. The record is from RefSeq and is a predicted model, not a curated record. Gene Ontology annotation, molecular function: MHC class II protein binding; protein tyrosine kinase binding. The transcript is spliced from 9 exons. The coding region runs from base 81 to 1193 and encodes 370 amino acids. Gene Ontology annotation, cellular component: membrane raft; external side of plasma membrane. Gene Ontology annotation, biological process: interleukin-15-mediated signaling pathway; T cell activation; positive regulation of ERK1 and ERK2 cascade. NCBI's taxonomy places the organism in Eukaryota, Metazoa, Chordata, Actinopteri, Cichliformes, Cichlidae.
AGUCAUUUCUUGAUAACUACAGGAAGAAGAUACGUUUAUGUUUCUGAAGCUCAAGAAGAAAAGAGAGACCGAGAGAAACGAUGGCUGAAAACAGAUUAAUGAAAAUGUUUUUUAUACUUCUGCUUCAGUUUGCAGGAGCUCUGAGUGCAGGUCUUUUUCUCUCCUUCACUGUCAGAGAUGGAGAUGAAGUCACGUUGCCUUGUGGAAAUGUGAUCAGAAAUCAUCAGAACUGUGACACUACCACCUGGAUCUUCAGUGACUCAAGAAGGACAUCAGCAGUAGAGCUAGUUAAUCUUGGACAGAUCAGAGAAAAAGCCAAAUCAAACAGACUGAGUGUUACAGCAGACUGCUCACUGAUUAUAAAGAAGGUCACAGUUGAGGAUGUUGGCCGUUACACCUGCAGACAGUUUAGGGGCAGUCCACGAAGACAGGAAGGUCAGGAUGCUGUGGUUCUUCUGUCUGUUGUCAUCAUGACUGAACAGAAGAAAGCUGAUCAGGUGACUUUAAGCUGCUCUGUGAGCAUUUAUGAACGCUGUAAACACAGAGUGAAGUGGAUCCAUAACAGUGAAGAUCUGAAUAGAGCUUACUCAGAUAUAAAAACAUCACAGUCUUCUUGCUCUGCUACUGUGACCUUUCUGAACCAUAACACUCACAUAUCAAGUUAUGACUUUAACUGCAGCGUAACAACAGAAGAUAACAAAGAGCAGCUUUUUCCCUUCAGCCCUCGUUCAUCAGGUGGAGACACAUCAUCAUCAUCAUCAUCAUCAUCAUCAUCAUCAUUAUCAACAUCAUCACCAUCAUCAAUAACAACAUCAUCAACAAUAACAGUAACAUUAGAUAACCACCAGACUUUAAACGGUCCGGUGUGGCCGUACAUCCUUGCAGCUGUUAUUUUAGUCGCACUUUUAAUCAUUGCUGUGAUAUUAAUGAGAUUAAAGAGACUCAAAGCAAACAAAACUAAAGGAAAUGCUGGCCUGAACUCAAACCCUGCAGUCACUCAGUGUACAUCAGAAACUACCCAGGAAACGGCGGAGCCUGAAGAUGGUGUUUCCUACGCCUCCAUCAGCUACACCAAGAACCCCCACAGUGGAAACAAAGGUAAACACGAUGAUGAUGAAGGUGGGACAGUCACCUACUCCACUGUGAAAGCUGCCUCCACUGAGCCCAGCAGCCUCUAUGCUACCAUCAAGUAAACAAAAAGGAAGCUCAAACAUCAGGUCAUUGCUCUGUGGAAAAGCUUCUCAUCUAUAAGAAAAGCAAUAACUCAGCUUUGUG